UACCCAUCCCGGACGUACCCCUAUAAUUACACACCCCUGUAUGCAUCUACUUAGGUUCACAGGAGAUCAUCCCACGAAGAGCUUCCACAACGGCCGGUAGAUCUGGACUUCACAAAUAACCCUCUCUACCUACCUCCUCUCUCCGUCCAUACCGUCAAUACCUACCCUAGCCUCUUAUCCCCCCCCUCCCCAAGUUACUUGCCCGCACCCCAAUUGGGCUCCCACCGCGUGCAUCGUCGACACCAUGACCCACGAGUUCGAGCCGUUGACGAACGACCUGAUCUUGAGGACGGCGAGGGGUGAAGAUGUAGAACGCGCGCCGAUAUGGAUCAUGCGCCAGGCUGGCCGGUAUCUGCCCGAGUACCACGAGGCGAAGGGGAACCGCGACUUCUUCGAGUGCUGCCGCGACCCUGAGGUCGCCUCGACGCUGACGCUGCAGCCGAUCGAGCGGUUCGCCGGCCUGCUCGACGCCUCCAUCAUCUUCUCCGACAUCCUCGUCGUGCCCCAGGCGCUGGGCAUGGCCGUCGAGAUGGUCGACAAGAAGGGGCCGCACUUCCCGGACCCGCUGCGGUCGCCCGACGACGGCCAGUACGCCCGCGUCCUCGGCCGGGACGCCGCCGCCGCCGCCGACGAGCUCGACUACGUCUACCGCGCCAUCACCCUGACCCGGCGCAAGCUGCGCGGCCGCGUGCCCCUCAUCGGCUUCUGCGGCGCCCCCUGGACCCUCUUCUGCUACAUGGUCGAGGGCGGCGGCACCAAGUUCUUCAUCGAGAGCAAGAAGUGGGUCUACCGCCACCCCGACGCCACCAAGGCCCUGCUCCAGAAGAUCGCCGAGGUCUGCGUCGAGUAUCUGGCGCGGCAGGUCCGGGCCGGCGCGCAGCUGAUCCAGGUCUUCGACUCGUGGGCCGGAGAGCUCUCGCCCUCGACUUUCAAGCACUUCAGCGAACCCUACCUGGCUUACAUAUCGAAGAACCUGCCCGAGAGGCUGAGGGAGCUGGGGCUGGACCCUGUCCCCAUGAUCGUCUUCCCCAAAGGGGCCAACUACGCGCUGGACUCGAUCUGCGACCUGGGAUACGACGUUGUCGGGCUAGACUGGCUCAUCGAGCCGGCCAAAGCUGUUGAGAUACGGGGGGUUAGACGGGUGGUGUUCCAAGGGAAUGCGGACCCCGGCGUGCUCUACGGCUCGAGGGAUGCCAUAUCGGAGACGGUGAAGGAGAUGGUGCAAGGGUUCGGAGGCGGCAAAAAGGGGUGGAUCGCCAACCUUGGCCACGGCAUCACGCCGCAGGUGAACCCGGAAGAUUUACGGUUCUAUCUUCAGGAGAUCCAGCGACUGACUGCUAAAUAACAAGUACUUCUAUCUACAAUCUAAACUCGCGAAACCCAAGACUGGUAAGAU
Molecule: messenger RNA, 1396 nt
Organism: Durotheca rogersii
Lineage: Eukaryota; Fungi; Ascomycota; Sordariomycetes; Xylariales; Xylariaceae
Product: uroporphyrinogen decarboxylase
Exons: 3
Coding region: 245-1345 (366 amino acids)
Biological process (GO): heme biosynthetic process
Cellular component (GO): cytosol
Molecular function (GO): uroporphyrinogen decarboxylase activity
Source: RefSeq, a predicted model, not a curated record